Messenger RNA from Ostrea edulis (European flat oyster), 4554 nucleotides. RefSeq names its product neuroglian-like. The record is from RefSeq and is a predicted model, not a curated record. Bases 448 to 2478 code for a protein of 676 amino acids. Lineage: Eukaryota; Metazoa; Mollusca; Bivalvia; Ostreida; Ostreidae. The transcript is spliced from 17 exons.
AAUUGUUGCGAUCACUUAGCAGAUAAGCUAAGCGAUGGGGCCAAUUUGUUGACAGCUUUUGUGCACCUACCGGAAGGCAGUUGAUGAUUGAUGCGUAUUGAUUUUUGGUCGAACCAUUAACCAUCGUACUUUUGGCGCAAAUCUGAACGCCUAUCUGCAACUGGUAUUAACCGUACUGUAUGCAUUGUACACUACAGUACCGGGAUUUAUAGACUUCCCUCAAAAAGUGAAAAUAGAAAUUUUGACAAUUUACUCGACUUAUUGAUUAAAAGAUCAAAUCAAGACUUGAUGUAGUGGAGAAAUGAUGUUUACAUGAAACUGCAUGGACAUGGGGAGCACAAUAAAGAAUGUGGCACAUGUAUAAUUGUUCAUGUGUACCAAGUCCUUCAGAAUAGAAUAGGUGUGGGGAUGUUUUGAUCUGAAUAGCUGUGUCUCAACUUGUUAAGGAUGGCGCUCCAGUGGCUUGGAAUCAUAUGCUUUAUAGUUUUGAUAUGCCUAUGCUUUUGCCAAGUAAUUAAUAGACCACCAUCAUUAACAAAAAUAUUCGAGCCAGAGUACUACAUUCAAAUUGAUCACAGUACACCAGUGACGGUCCAGUGUGAGGCAACCAAUGGGGAUAUAACCUAUCAGUGGAGAAAAGAUAACGUCGCAGUGAGAAAUAGUCGACAAGUUGCAGUAGAUGCCAAGCUAGGCACCAUUACGUUUACCCGAAUUGAGUAUGAGGAUUACGGAACUUAUCAGUGCUUUGCCAGUAAUCAAUAUGGCACGGCCCUCUCCCCACCAAUAAAAAUCAAGGAAGCUCGUUUGGGAAGUUUUCCUAUAGAACCUGUGACUCAAGACUGUACUGAGUACCAAGAGUGUCUGAUUCAGUGUCGUAACCGUCCAAAAUGCGAGCCUGCGGCUGAAUGUCGAGUUGAGUGGAAGAAAGGCCCAGGUACAGACUACAAUGUUAGGGUGUCGGAAAGAAUAGCAGUGGAUGGCAAAGGAAAUUUACACAUUCUAAAUGUAAAACAAGAGGACUGGGAUGGACAGGAGUAUGGAUGUGGACUGUGGAACGAAGUAACCAAGACCUUUACUAAAGGCAGCAUGACGUCUCUUAACAUUAUCAAAUCUACUCCAAAGCUUAUAGAGCCCAAAGCUGUGUAUAAUUCCGUUAAAGUCAAGGCUGUUCUGAGACAAAGCGCUACACUCCAGUGCAUAUUCGCUGGAAGUCCAAUACCUAGCAUAACAUGGAAGACUCCACACCUGGAUUUGAUCAACUUUACACGCAGUCAAAAAUAUGAACUGGCUGACUAUGGUAGAAAGUUAUUGGUGAAAAAUAUAACUUUUGAUGAUGAAGGGUACUACACAUGUAUUGCCAAUAAUAAAGUUCAGCAGCAGUCUUUGUUAAACGUAACAUCUCCACCUUACUUAAAUCCACAAAACAAGAAUCCUCAGAUGCUUGAUUCCUAUGUUUCUGCUGGGAAGAAUGCUGCAUUUUACUGUGAUGUCAUGUCAGUUCCUGGCGAAGACCCUCCCUCCCUACCAAUAUGGAAGAAAAAUGGCAGAGACAUUGGUGCCAGUCAAGUAGGUGUAGAGUACUUGGUAAGUCAAGACAUGAAGGAACUGACCGUGCUAGACGUCAUGAAGGCCACCUCAGCCCGACCAGGAUCUACCGGCAGUUACCAGUGUGUGUCAGAAAACAGCGAGGGCAUGAUCUUUAAGGAUGCUUUCUUAGCUGUCAUUGACCCCAUUAAGAUAUUGCUUAGACCAGAGAAAUCUUAUCGCGUUGACAGAGAGAGCUUGCUGUCUCUUGCUGUGGAUGCUGUCACAGAUCCAGCUCUGAAUCUGCGGUAUAGAUGGAGAUUUACGGAUUCAAACAACAUAACUAUUAAUGUAGCAAACUCAGCGUCCUGGAUGCUCUCCAACGAUAACAAAAACCUCACUAUCAACACGCAGGGGUUAGAUAAAGAAGAGUUUUUUAGAAUUAUUGGACGAUACACAAUAGAAGUAUAUCAUUCCUAUGAUGCCGAGUUUGUUCACAUAGAUGUUGUCACAAACGUACUUACAAAUGUCACUGAUCCGUUACCGCCUGUUCCUCAAGAGCCACCAGCUGAGGCCAAUCUGUGGUUUCUGGGAAUCAUCUUUGGAGUUAUCAUACUAAUCAUUGUCAUCAUUCUCAUCGUCUGCAUGCUGUAUCACAAUACUUGUAAAAGUGGAACGUAUCCAGUGGAUGAAAAAGAAGUUGCUGCCGGGCAUGAUCCAGAAAAAGAACUAGCCGACAGUGGAUUCCAUGACUUAUCCAGAGCAGAUGAAGAUGGUCACAAAAUGGACAACAUAUCUCUCUCAGAUGAUUUUGGCAAACAGAUAGAAAGUGACGAAGACAGUAUGGGUGAAUAUGGUGGAGAUUUAGACAUUAGUAAAUUUAAUGAAGAUGGAUCUUUUAUAGGAAUAUAUGCAGACAAAUUGACACAUAAUACAAAACAAUCAACUGUCUGAUAGUAACUUAACACGCAGUGUCUUUGUUGGGGAAAACUUCCUCAUUUUGCUUGCCAUAUAGUGAAAAUGCUUCCAGGAAUGGGAUAAGUCGCUGAUAAAAUAAGUCGGAGAGAAGAAGAUGACAAUACAUGACAUCUUAAGUCCUGUGGAAGUUCACUGCCAAUUUGUAUGUAGGAGGGUUAAUUGUUGAAGCCUCACAGUGAUAGAUCUAAUUGGAUUUACUUCAUAACUAGUCAUGUGGCAUUAUUGUGCAGGAGCAUUCAUUAACUCCAGAUUUUUACAAGAGGAUUCUACAUUCAAUGUUCAAUGUUGUGUACACUGUAUAGUGGUGUAACCAAAUAUUGUCCAUUAAACUUCCAGCAAAAGCAGACAGAAAUGGACCAUUUGUUAGAUCACCUGAUUUACUCAGCUGACCAAGUGCUUUUUGUGCCUGUUCCUCGCUGUGUUUUGUCCACUUAGUUUGAACAUUUUUAAUUUUUCAGAAAAUACUCAACUGUUUUGCACCGAAAUUGGUGUGGGCUCAAUAGAUAGGCCAAAACUUUAAAAAGUAGAACCUUCUAUACUACACUCUAGAACAUGUUCCAAACAAAUUGACAAGUUUUUAUGAACAUGGAGGCCUCAUAUAUUAAGAAAUUACUGUACUACACAUUUAUAUCUUUCAAAAUCUUCUCUACUCAGCAGAUAAACAGUGCAUAGUUAUAAUAAGCAUAGAGGUCAAACUUGUGACCCCUGAGUCAAGGGUUAAGGCCCAAGCCUUUUGGCCAAGUUAAAGAUCAAUGAUAAAAGUUCAUGACAAUAUUAUUAGGGUCGAGAUCAAAAAGUUCAAUUCUGUAUACCUUUACUAUGGUUUAUUCAUAAAUUAAAGUGUACAUUAAAACUAUUAAAUGUUCAUUAAAAUGUAAUAUUAUUUUGGUUUUUAACAGCCACUUGUCUUUUUUUUUUCAUGAAAGUGCAAUCGAUGUCGGAUGACAGAAACUUGCAGGAGUUUUUUACUCCCCCUCCCCCAAACUAUUUGAAUUUAGAUUUUUAUCCGACAUGGAUCUUUUGAUCUCGCCCCUUAGAACUAAUGAUCAUUGCUUAUGAUAUCAAAAAAGACUUAUAACAUCCAUUUCAAAAGUUUUAAAGAUGCAAUCUUGCAUACUUCUUAUUAGCUAUUUCUUGUGGGGUACUCGGGUGACCGUUAGGCCCCAUGGGCCUCUUGUUAACUAUACAUUCCAGGCUGUAUACCUAGGCAUAGUUGUCGGACCAAUCCUUCUCUCCCACACCCCCCCCCCCCCCCCACCCCACCCCCACCCCCCCAGUUGCAUAUGUUUUGCUCAUUUACAUAUUUCAGUUGUGAAAUGAAAUGUAUAUAUAUUUUCAAUAUUGCCUGAAAUCCUUGAAAAUAUCCAUAUUUGUGGCAAUCUUUAUUGUUCUUUUUUAAUUGUACUGCAGCAUCAUUUGGUUUUGUACAGUUUUGAUAAACAUUCCACUGUUGUUUCUAUACCAGGGACACUUCGGCUAUGUGUGUGCUGUAGAUAUUAUAUUUGAUAUUUGUACUUGGUGUAUUUAAAAUGUGAAUGUUGAAGUUUCUCUUUAUUUAAAGGAUAAAGUAUAUAUAUGUAUUGAUCAGUCAUAUAUUAAUGUGCAAUCACAAUUUUUGAAUAUGUACAUGUAUGUACUAUAUGAUUUGAUAUUGCAUGCAUUAUUUUUAAAAAUGUCUCAAUUUUACCGAUCAUUUUUCAAAAAUUUCUGGAAAGGUGAUACUUAUUCCUAAGAUAUAAGGAUAUGCAAAACAUUUAUUUUUGUGGCAUGAACAAAAGUAAAUAAUAUUAAAAGUCAGUGAGCUGUGAAUGAUCUCAAAAAUAAUUUUAGAUAUAUGGCUUUUUUGCAAUAUUGCUGCAUGUUCUGUUGAUUUUUAAGUAUUAUUUGAAGGUGUUGUGAAUACCAUGUAGUCGAGCUACUGUUUGUAUUUUUUUUUUUAGCAAUAUUUAUAUACUGUACAUAUGAGGCCACCCAGUGAAUGCGAGUAGUGCCAGUGGCAUAUUAUGUGCAAUUAUGUUUUUUUAACAAUCUGAAUUAAAUUAUAUAUUUUGC